ACGUGCGGCGCUCUACGGUGGCCGGGCGGGCUGCUGCGGCUUCCUUACCCCCGAAUACCUAAGCACCCCGGGAAGGUGCGGCGACAGUGGUUUUUGUAGUCGCAGCUCCGAGAAGGGCGUCCGGCCAGCCGGCACCAUGGUGAAGGAGCAGUUCCGCGAGACGGAUGUGGCUAAGAAAAUAAGCCAUAUCUGUUUUGGAAUGAAGUCCCCUGAGGAGAUGCGCCAGCAGGCACACAUCCAGGUUGUCAGUAAGAACCUGUACAGCCAAGACAACAACCAUGCCCCCUUGUUGUAUGGAGUGCUUGACCAUAGAAUGGGUACAAGCGAAAAGGAUCGUCCUUGUGAGACCUGUGGGAAGAACUUGGCGGACUGUCUUGGCCACUAUGGGUACAUUGACCUUGAGCUACCGUGCUUUCAUGUUGGGUACUUCAGGGCUGUUAUUGGCAUCUUACAGAUGAUCUGCAAAACCUGCUGCCACAUUAUGCUGUCCCAGGAAGAGAAGCAGCAGUUUGUGGAUUUUCUGAAGAGGCCAGGCCUUACCUACCUGCAGAAGCGAGGCCUGAAGAAGAAGAUCUCAGAUAAGUGCCGGAAGAAAAGCACUUGUCACUACUGUGGGGCCUUUAAUGGUACCGUAAAGAAAUGCGGCUUACUGAAGAUAAUUCAUGAAAAAUACAAGACAAACAAAAAAGUCGUGGAUCCCAUUGUAUCAAACUUCCUGCAGUCCUUUGAGACAGCCAUUGAGCAUAACAAAGAGGUUGAACCCCUGCUGGGAAGGGCCCAGGAGAACUUGAAUCCCUUAGUAGUUCUGAACUUGUUUAAGCGCAUCCCCGCUGAAGAUGUCCCGUUACUCCUGAUGAACCCAGAAUCUGGAAAGCCCUCUGAUUUGAUUCUCACCCGACUUUUGGUGCCUCCCCUGUGUAUCAGACCUUCUGUCGUGAGUGAUUUGAAGUCUGGAACCAAUGAAGAUGACCUGACAAUGAAACUGACAGAGAUCAUUUUCCUAAAUGACGUUAUUAAAAAGCACCGGAUCUCCGGAGCCAAGACACAGAUGAUCAUGGAGGACUGGGAUUUCCUGCAGCUGCAGUGUGCCCUCUACAUCAACAGUGAGCUCUCUGGCAUCCCCCUCAACAUGGCACCUAAGAAGUGGACGCGAGGCUUUGUGCAGCGCCUGAAGGGGAAACAGGGUCGAUUUAGAGGUAAUCUGUCAGGGAAGAGGGUGGAUUUCUCCGGCCGAACAGUCAUCUCACCUGACCCCAACCUCCGGAUUGAUGAAGUCGCCGUGCCAGUUCAUGUGGCCAAAAUUCUAACUUUUCCUGAGAAGGUGAACAAAGCAAACAUCAAUUUUUUGAGGAAACUGGUUCGAAAUGGCCCGGAUGUUCACCCAGGAGCCAAUUUCAUCCAACAAAGACACAUGCAGAUGAAGAGGUUCCUGAAGUAUGGAAAUCGGGAAAAGAUGGCUCAGGAGCUCAAGUUCGGCGACAUUGUAGAGAGACACCUGAUAGAUGGAGAUGUGGUCUUGUUCAACCGGCAGCCUUCCCUGCACAAACUGAGCAUCAUGGCCCACCUGGCCAGGGUCAAGCCCCACCGGACCUUCAGAUUCAAUGAGUGUGUCUGCACCCCCUACAAUGCAGACUUUGAUGGGGAUGAAAUGAACCUUCAUCUUCCCCAGACAGAGGAAGCCAAAGCAGAGGCCCUUGUUCUCAUGGGGACCAAAGCGAACCUUGUAACCCCACGAAAUGGGGAGCCACUCAUUGCUGCCAUUCAGGACUUCUUAACAGGUGCUUACCUCCUCACCCUCAAGGACACUUUCUUUGACCGAGCCAAGGCUUGCCAGAUCAUUGCUUCAAUACUGGUUGGCAAAGAUGAAAAAAUUAAAGUGCGCCUCCCACCCCCUACAAUACUAAAGCCUGUCACCCUGUGGACCGGAAAGCAGAUCUUCAGUGUCAUCCUCAGACCUAGUGAUGACAAUCCAGUGAGGGCCAACCUCCGAACCAAGGGCAAGCAGUACUGUGGCAAGGGGGAAGACCUCUGCGUCAACGACUCCUAUGUCACCAUCCAGAACAGUGAGUUGAUGUGCGGCAGCAUGGACAAAGGGACCCUGGGGUCAGGGUCCAAGAACAACAUCUUCUACAUCUUGCUACGAGACUGGGGGCAGAAUGAGGCUGCCGAUGCCAUGUCUCGGCUUGCCAGGCUGGCUCCUGUCUACCUGUCUAACCGUGGGUUCUCCAUCGGGAUUGGUGAUGUCACUCCUGGCCAGGGACUGCUGAAAGCCAAGUAUGAGCUACUAAAUGCUGGCUACAAAAAAUGCGACGAAUACAUUGAAGCCCUGAACACAGGCAAGCUGCAGCAGCAGCCAGGCUGCACGGCUGAGGAGACGCUUGAGGCUCUGAUCCUGAAGGAGCUGUCCGUGAUCCGGGACCACGCUGGCAGUGCCUGCCUCCGAGAGCUGGACAAGAGCAACAGUCCCCUCACCAUGGCCCUGUGUGGCUCCAAAGGUUCCUUCAUUAACAUAUCACAGAUGAUUGCCUGUGUGGGACAGCAAGCCAUCAGUGGCUCCCGGGUUCCAGAUGGCUUUGAGAACAGAUCUUUGCCUCACUUUGAGAAGCAUUCAAAGCUCCCUGCUGCCAAGGGCUUUGUGGCCAAUAGCUUUUACUCUGGCCUAACGCCUACUGAGUUUUUCUUCCACACAAUGGCUGGUCGGGAGGGUCUGGUGGACACAGCUGUAAAGACUGCUGAAACAGGAUACAUGCAGAGAAGACUGGUCAAAUCCCUGGAAGACCUCUGCUCCCAGUACGAUCUGACAGUGCGGAGUUCCACCGGUGACAUCAUCCAGUUCAUCUAUGGAGGAGAUGGCUUAGAUCCUGCUGCCAUGGAGGGCAAAGAUGAACCGCUGGAGUUUAAGAGGGUUCUGGACAACAUCAAGGCAGUGUAUCCAUGUCAGAGUGAACCUGCUCUCAGUAAGAACGACCUCACCUUGACCACUGAGGCCAUCAUGAAGAAGAGUGAGUUCCUAUGCUGCCAAGACAGCUUCCUGCAGGAAAUAAAAACAUUCAUUAAAGGGGUGUCCGAGAAGAUUAAGAAAACCAGAGAUAAAUAUGGGAUCAACGAUAAUGGCACAACAGAGCCUCGUGUGCUGUACCAGUUGGACCGUAUUACCCCUACCCAAAUAGAGAAGUUUCUGGAGACCUGUAGGGAUAAGUAUAUGAGAGCACAGAUGGAGCCAGGCUCUGCAGUGGGUGCACUCUGUGCACAGAGCAUUGGUGAGCCCGGUACCCAGAUGACUCUGAAGACAUUCCACUUUGCAGGAGUGGCCUCCAUGAACAUCACCCUGGGUGUGCCUCGGAUCAAAGAGAUCAUCAACGCUUCCAAGGCCAUCAGCACUCCGAUUAUCACAGCACAGCUAGACAAGGAUGACGAUGCGGAUUAUGCACGCCUGGUGAAGGGCAGAAUUGAGAAAACCCUCCUGGGGGAGAUCUCAGAGUACAUUGAAGAAGUGUUUCUUCCUGAUGACUGCUUUAUUCUUGUCAAGCUCUCCCUGGAACGGAUCCGACUUCUGAGACUGGAGGUCAAUGCUGAGACAGUGCGGUACUCCAUCUGCACAUCCAAGCUCCGAGUGAAGCCUGGUGAUGUGGCCGUUCAUGGGGAGGCUGUGGUGUGUGUCACCCCCAGGGAAAACAGCAAGAGCUCCAUGUAUUAUGUGCUGCAGUUUUUGAAAGAGGAUCUGCCCAAGGUGGUGGUACAAGGCAUCCCAGAGGUGUCGAGAGCUGUCAUCCAUAUUGACGAGCAGAGUGGGAAGGAGAAGUUCAAGCUUCUAGUAGAAGGUGACAACCUGCGGGCAGUCAUGGCCACUCACGGUGUGAAAGGCACCCGAACCACUUCUAAUAACACCUAUGAGGUGGAAAAAACCCUGGGCAUUGAGGCUGCCCGGACAACUAUCAUCAACGAGAUCCAGUACACGAUGGUCAACCAUGGCAUGAGCAUCGACAGGAGGCACGUGAUGCUGCUCUCUGACCUGAUGACCUACAAGGGUGAAGUCCUGGGUAUAACCAGGUUUGGCCUGGCCAAGAUGAAGGAGAGUGUGUUGAUGCUGGCCUCCUUUGAAAAGACAGCUGACCAUCUCUUUGAUGCUGCCUACUUUGGGCAGAAAGACUCCGUAUGCGGUGUGUCUGAGUGCAUCAUCAUGGGAAUCCCAAUGAACAUCGGAACUGGUCUCUUCAAGCUGUUACACAAAGCCAACAGGGACCCAAAACCACCCAGGAGACCCCUGAUAUUUGACACACAUGAAUUCCACAUCCCUCUUGUCACAUAGUUUGUGGCAAGAGGUCACCAUUUCUGACCUUG
Molecule: messenger RNA, 4341 nt
Organism: Mus pahari (shrew mouse)
Lineage: Eukaryota; Metazoa; Chordata; Mammalia; Rodentia; Muridae
Gene: Polr3a
Product: RNA polymerase III subunit A
Exons: 31
Coding region: 137-4309 (1390 amino acids)
Biological process (GO): DNA-templated transcription
Molecular function (GO): DNA-directed RNA polymerase activity; DNA binding
Source: RefSeq, a predicted model, not a curated record